AUAUAUAUUAAAUAAAAUUGUAUAAGGAGAGUAUAUUUUUCAUGAAAAAUGUUGGAUUUUGCUUAAUCAAAACCGCAGGGAGACAAUUGACAGCGAGGCAGAAGGAAGAAUUGUGUAGAGAGAGAAAGAGAGAGUGAACCCUAUAUUUUUCAUUCUGACUUGGGAGCAGAGGUUUUUAUGCAUUUUGACCACCUUCUGGUUCUCAGGGAAAAGGGCUUUUGGAGCAAAAGAUUUCAAUCAUUAUACACAAGAUCCUGCUUUAACUGCUCCUGAUUUUGCUGCCAAAAUUUUAUACUGGAUUUGGUUAAGGAAGCUGAUUUAAUUUGAAUUCGUGGGAAAGUAGGCUUUGGUUUGGUGGGUACUUGUAUGGGAUUGUGAGGACUUGUUUAAGGAGAUUGUGAACUAAAAACUGGUGAAAAUAUGAUGUCCAAAUCGUAUACCAACUUGUUAGAUCUUGCUUCUGGGAAUUUCCCGGCGAUGGGGAGAGAAAAGAGGCGGCUGCCAAGAGUAAUGACGGUGGCCGGAGUAAUUUCUGAGCUUGAUGAUGAUCAGGCUAGUAGUGUUGCCUCGGAUGCCCCGUCGUCUGUUAUUGUAGAUCGAGUAAUAAUCGUAGCUAAUCAGCUCCCCGUAAAAGCUAAACGUAGGCCGGAUAAUAAAGGGUGGAGUUUUAGUUGGGAUGAGGAUUCUUUACUUUUGCACAUAAAGGAUGGAUUGCCAGAUGAGAUGGAGGUGAUUUAUGUAGGGUCUUUAAGGGUUGAGGUUGAUGUGAAUGAACAGGAUGAUGUUUCCCAGUUACUGUUGGAUAGGUUUAAAUGUGUCCCGGCUUUUCUCCCCCCGGACAUUUUGGCGAAAUACUAUCAUGGAUUCUGCAAACAGCAUUUGUGGCCGCUCUUCCAUUAUAUGCUCCCGUUUUCUGCUAGUCAUGGUGGGCGGUUUGAUAGGUCGUGGUGGGAGGCGUAUGUUGCAGCCAACAAGAUUUUCUCUCAGAAGGUCAUCGAGGUGAUAAAUCCCGAGGAUGACUAUGUUUGGAUUCACGACUAUCAUCUAAUGGUUUUGCCAACGUUCUUGCGCAGGCGUUUUAAUCGGUUGAGGAUGGGGUUUUUCCUGCAUAGCCCUUUCCCGUCAUCGGAGAUAUACAGGACUCUUCCCGUGAGGGAGGAGAUUUUGAAAGCGCUAUUGAACUCUGACCUCAUUGGUUUCCAUACAUUCGAUUAUGCCCGCCACUUUCUUUCUUGUUGUAGUCGUAUGUUGGGUAUCGAGUACCAAUCGAAACGAGGGUAUAUUGGGUUGGAAUACUAUGGGCGGACCAUCGGGAUUAAAAUUAUGCCCGUCGGGAUUCACAUGGGGCAGAUUGAAUCCGUGCUGCAACUUGCAGAUAAAGAGUGGAGAGUCGAGGAGCUCAAGCAGCAGUUCGAAGGUAAAACCGUGGUUCUUGGCGUUGACGAUAUGGACAUCUUCAAAGGUAUCGAUCUGAAGCUUUUGGCAAUGGAACAAAUGCUAUUGCAGCAUCCGAAGUGGCAGGGAAGAGCGGUUUUGGUACAAAUCGCCAACCCGGCUCGAGGAAAGGGCAAGGAUCUCGAGGAAAUACAAGCGGAAAUUAAAGCUAGUAUCGAAAGAAUCAACGACAAAUUUAGGCUGCCCGGUUACGAACCCAUCGUCUUUAUCGAUCAACCGGUUUCUCUUGGUGAACGAGCCGCCUAUUACACUGUUGCUGAGUGCGUGGCGGUCACGGCUGUAAGGGACGGUAUGAACCUUACUCCGUAUGAAUACAUCGUUUGCAGACAAGGGACCCCGGGAUCGGUGUUCAAUUCAGAAUCGAGUGCUCCGAAGAAGAGUAUGCUAGUGGUGUCUGAAUUCAUCGGGUGUUCUCCGUCCCUGAGCGGUGCUAUACGCGUUAACCCGUGGAACGUCGAAGCCACCGCUGAAGCAUUGAACGAGGCGAUCUCUAUGGCUGAUGGCGAGAAGGAGUUGCGCCAUGAAAAGCAUUACAAAUACGUUAGCACACACGACGUAGCGUAUUGGUCGAGAAGCUUCUUCCAAGAUCUGGAGAGAACGUGCAAAGACCAUUUUAGAAGGCGGUGUUGGGGAAUCGGUCUGAGCUUUGGUUUUAGAGUCGUGGCACUCGAUCCGAAUUUCAGAAAGUUGUCUAUCGAAGCAAUUGCUUCUGCUUACUCCCGAGCCAAAAACCGGGCGAUAUUGUUGGAUUAUGAUGGGACUGUCAUGCCUCAAACGUGCAUCAAUAAAGUUCCAAACAACCAGAUCAUCUCGAUCAUUAGCGCACUGUGCGAUGAUGCUAAAAAUACCGUUUUUCUCGUGAGUGGAAGAGGAAAGGAUAGUUUAGGGGAAUGGUUUUCUCCGUGCAAAAAACUUGGUAUCGCCGCCGAGCAUGGCUACUAUCUAAGGUGGUCGGUUGAUAAAGAAUGGGAGACCUGUGGACAAAGCACGGAUUUCGGGUGGAAACAGAUUGCCGAACCGGUAAUGCAAUUAUACACAGAAUCUACUGACGGUUCUUAUAUCGAACCGAAAGAUAGUGCAUUGGUUUGGCAUCAUAGAGAUGCAGAUCUCGGGUUUGGGUCUAGCCAAGCAAAGGAGAUGUUAGACCAUCUCGAAAGCGUUCUUGCAAAUGAACCGGUUGAAGUGAAGAGUGGGCAAUUCAUCGUCGAAGUGAAACCUCAGGGCGUGAGUAAAGGUCUAGUGGCCGAGAAGAUCUUCUCGGCGAUGGCUGAGAAUGGGCGGCAGGCGGAUUUUGUGCUGUGCAUAGGCGACGACAGGUCUGACGAGGACAUGUUUGAGAUAAUCGGAAGUGCGAUUAACAGCGGGGCCCUCUCGUCGAAUUCAUCGGUGUACGCCUGCACGGUCGGGCAGAAACCGAGUAAAGCCAAGUAUUAUGUCGAUGACACGAGCGAGGUACUUAACAUGCUCGAAGCUCUUGUUGAAGAAUCCCGGUCCCUAAGUUUGGAAAUCCCCCCCACCCCCACAGGAAGCUCGGUUUGAAUUCGUGCUCGCCAUAAACAGGUCGGGAUUUACGUGAUGUAUAUGUACUAAACGUAACGGCUCGAGUCUAUGAAAUCGAAGUUCAGACGAAGCAACGGGAUUCUGGGGUGUGUGGGAAUAUGAAGUAUUAUUGAUCAUUGGUGAACUUCUUUGCCUGGUGAUGUAAGAAUGGUUUGUUCUGACAUGAAAGUGAAAAAGAAAAAGAAAGAAAAAAAAAAACUGGUUCUGAAUCAGAAUUGUAUACAGCUUGUUCAAUUUCUUCUUUUAUGUUUCUCUUUCAGGAAUUGGAAUUUUUCUCUUUUCUUUUCUCAUCUUUUUUGUUAGACUAAAAUUAUUGGAUUGAUACAAUUGUAAAUGUUAUAGAAAUCUUUUCUUUUUCUUGUUU
Molecule: messenger RNA, 3379 nt
Organism: Ipomoea nil (Japanese morning glory)
Lineage: Eukaryota; Viridiplantae; Streptophyta; Magnoliopsida; Solanales; Convolvulaceae
Product: probable alpha,alpha-trehalose-phosphate synthase [UDP-forming] 7
Exons: 4
Coding region: 421-2994 (857 amino acids)
Biological process (GO): trehalose biosynthetic process
Cellular component (GO): cytosol
Molecular function (GO): catalytic activity
Source: RefSeq, a predicted model, not a curated record